This is a messenger RNA of Guillardia theta CCMP2712, 1357 nucleotides long. RefSeq lists its product as hypothetical. The transcript is spliced from 2 exons. The record is from RefSeq and is a predicted model, not a curated record. Gene Ontology annotation, molecular function: protein binding. The coding region runs from base 6 to 1286 and encodes 426 amino acids. Lineage: Eukaryota; Cryptophyceae; Pyrenomonadales; Geminigeraceae.
CGAGCAUGCACGGGCAGCGCACAUGCGGCGAACAUGAGGUCGCACAUGUACCCUCACACGCGAUGGAGGAGAUCAGCAGCUCAGACAUGUUGAUGGAUGAGACUGCCGAUGUUGUUCCAGAUGCAGACAUCUCAAGGAUGAUCCACGAGUUGUCAUCUGAGGACGAGCAUGAAGUUUCAGCUGCAGCGGAGUUUCUCUUUGAACGAGCUCACACCUCACACAUGAAAUCCUUUCAAAACAAGGAGCAGAUGCGCAUGGAGGGAGCCAUCCCUUCACUUGUCCAAGUGCUCUCCUGUCCCCUGUCGGAGGCGAGGUACAAUGCCUGCAGUGCGUUGAGUGAGCUUGCCUUUCAAAACAAGAGCAACUGUCUGGCGAUCUUGAACACUCCUGGUGCUCUUGAAAGUCUCACAAAUCUCAUGAGCAUGCGUGAGGAAGUUCAUCAGGACGACGCCUGCCUGGUGAUCAACAACUGCGCGGCGUUCUGCUCGGAGUUUUGCCACAGGAUCUCCUUGCAGCCUGGUCUGGUGGAUUGUCUCAAGAAGUUGGCCACUCAUGGAUGCUUCAACUCCAGGAACGUGGCUGUGGGCGCUCUCAACUGCCUUUCUCGCUGUGAGAGGGCAAGAGAAGUCCUGCUCAAGCAACGAAUUGUGGAGGACGCCUUGAUCCCAGUCCUGCAAGAGCAGGGGACAGGGGACAAGUUCGAGGCUCGCCUGUCUCGAGCUGCCAUGGCGCUAGCCAACCUUGUUGGUGACGAUCCCUCGUGCGUGCUUGGGGAGGAGCAGCAUCGCCAAAUCCUUGCCAACACAGUCAGGAUCCUUGGGUUCGCCUCUCAAGGCAAGAGCUGGGCAGGCAUUCACUUUGCUCCCUAUGGCGUGCUCUAUCCCUUCAGGAAGCUCGCAUCCAACCCCUCGAUCCAUACCCACAUUGUGGAGUGCGGUAUGGUAGAAUCCCUUGCCCGCUGCAUCCAGGACCGUCACAAGUUCGAGGAGACAGGUUCGACCUUGGAGCUGGCGUUGAGCGUGACCAAGGGUCUGAUGGAAUAUGCGGAGCAUCACUCGCAGCUGCGGCAGGCGGGGAUGAUCAGGCUGAUGAGGCUGAUCAAGACAGACAUGUGCGUGAAUGAUGAGUGUAAGGAGAUGGCGGGUGAGAUCAUGGAAAAGCUGCUUGAGGGGCAUCUUGCUGUCUGGAUGAGCCAGCACCCGAGGCUCGGAGGUCAAUCCCCCCUCCACCUCCUUGACGAAUUCGUGACGGGUAUCAUCCUUGAUCAUGCUUUCGAGCACCACUAGGGAGCUGAGACAUGUCUGAUUUCUACUCGAUUUAUCUGUUAUUUGACUACCUUAUUAAAGACUUUAACUGC